Molecule: messenger RNA, 2189 nt
Organism: Solea senegalensis (Senegalese sole)
Lineage: Eukaryota; Metazoa; Chordata; Actinopteri; Pleuronectiformes; Soleidae
Gene: simc1
Product: SUMO interacting motifs containing 1
Exons: 10
Coding region: 286-2091 (601 amino acids)
Source: RefSeq, a predicted model, not a curated record
GGAAGCGCUAGACGUCACACAACGCGUCAUACGUUCCUGUCAUUCGGUUUCUAGCAUUGUUGACUUAAAACAUGUGCCUUUUGGAUUUAUUGAAUUAAAGCAGCUGUGUCACGUUAACUUGAGAAAAAAAUACUCCCGAACUCCAACUUCUCGGCGGCAGCAGGUCCAUGUAAGAGAAGAUAUCAACAAGGAAAUGCUAAGGUUGACUGUCAUGGGCCUGCUAGUGAACUGGUUGCAAAGAUUAGCCGCAGAAAGUUUUUGUCAUCUGGAGUUUAAGGAGGAGAAAUGGAUGAUGUGAUCUGCCUCAGCUCUGGCGAAUCUGAUGUGGAAAUCGUCGAGUCGUCGACGGAGACUGAGCCGCUGCUCCUCACGUCUUUACGGGUUGACGUCGAUGCUGCGAGCGUCCGUUUCCCACCGUGUUUUAUUCACCACCCAGAUUCAAGAAGGACUUCUCCUCAUGUGAAAAUACAUAAAAAAACUCAAACAUCAGAAUGGUCAUCAUGCCACUCAUCCUCCACAAGACUGAACCCCUCUGACCUUAAACCAGUGCCACACAAAUGCCCUGUAUCCCAUGACCUCAAGAGCCAAGUCCAUCGAACACCCACAUCCAGAGAUAAACCAGCUGAAAACAUAUUUGACUGUGAGUUGGAUACGUUAAAGGGUGAAAGGGCCUCAAAAAGUCCUGGCUUAUCAUGCUGCAGCGUCCGUGGUCAAUCUCCUACAAUAGUGUUGAACAGUGAGAACAGGGAUGAGGCAUAUUGUGAGUUUAUAGAAAUGAACAGUCCACCAUCUUCGGUCUGGCAUGAUGAGAAUGAUGAUGGUAAUGAAGGGAGCAGAUUUGAUUUGGACUUCAGGGCAGCCAGUCAAGAGGACAGACAUUUUGUGUGCCCUGUUACACUGAGGAAAAUAAUGUCUGGACCAUGCCGAGCUCUGACUGGUGUGGAAGACGACAGUUUUGGACCUCCUCAAGUGUUGUGUCGUCAAAACCUGAGCUUGGUUUACAUUGCUAUGGAAGAAAACUACCCAGAAGGCACUUUGCAGCUCUUGUCUGAUCUCCUCCAGCCUGGUUAUUAUCCACCUAGAGAUAUCACGACCCAUCUCCUACACAACAUUCUGCUCAACCCACAGUAUCCCCAUCAACUGUGCGUGCAAGCAUUCAACUUGUUGAUGAGGACACAGAGACACCACAUGGCUGAUAAAAACACAGUUCCAUGGGACUGGGAGAUGGUGACCACAGUCAUGGCCAAUCAGGACUCCACAAAGAGACGUCGGUGGGAAGUCGUGCGCAUGUUUCUGGACUACGUUGUACAAACAUUGGAGGAUGACUUUCAUGCCAAACUCUCAAUGUCUGCUCUCCCUCAGUCAAUGACCAAAUGUGUAUUGUCAUGUGAUCAGCAGUUUCCUCAAGUCAGGAAUGUCACCAAGUGGCUUUUUUCUGCUAUUAUGAAUUCUGUGAAGUUUGGAGAAAGUAAAGAAACAACCCAAGAGAGAGAUGAACAAACCAGAAUGGUGUCCAUCUUUCAGAGGAUGCUGUCUCUGGCUGUGGAGGUUGACUGCUCUCCAACUCUAAGCUCUUUGAAGCUGUCUCAGGAGCUCUUCCAUGUGGUCAUCAGCAAUGUGCCUUUGCGGGCCUACAGGAUGUUGUUGCUGGAGAGUCUGCAGGUCAACCAGCUGAGAAGUAAGCUGCUGGAACUACUGUUGGACUAUUCAUGCCCACAGAAAAUUUUUCUGCCCAUGUCACUUAGUCUGCUGCUUCACUUUAUGAAGAACUGCACUCUGGCACCAGAUCCGGUGGAUGGUACUGAAAGGUGGCAAAGGUGGGAAGAGUUGGUCCAUCUUCUGUGGAUGUUGCUACUCAGCUACAACAAAGCAAUGAGAGGCUACCUGUGCGGCUCAGUCAGUGAACAAAGAGGUAGUCGUGACAAGAUGGUCUACAGGCCACAUGAUAAGGUAUCCAAGUCAGCCAUUCAUGAAGCUGUAAAUGCCUUCCAGUCCAGAUCCCAGGCUGACAUUGGUAAUUCGUUACCUCCCCAUGUGGAGGAAUCCCUCACCUAUCUACAGGAUCACCUGCUAGAUAUCUGUCAGUGCUGAAUAUAAAAAUCUAACAUGUAUGUGCAUUUUCUCUUGGAAGACCUAUAAAGCAUUGAAUUGUUUGUUUUUGUGUUGUUCGUUUAUUAUUUAAUUAUAUU